GCUACGUUGCUCAACCUGCUGUUGAGAAAUUAUUUUCAUUAUAAUCUUUUUGACCAAGCUGAUAAGCUUGUCAGUAAAGCAACGUUUCCCGAAUCUGCAGGAAAUAACCAACAGGCUCGUUACAUGUAUUAUUUGGGCCGCAUUAAGGCAAUUCAGCUCGAUUAUACGGCUUCACAUACUCAUUUGAACCAAGCUAUUCGCAAAGCACCUCAGAAUACGGUUACAGCUGGGUUUCAACAGGCUGUCUAUAAAUUGUCUAUUAUUGUUCACCUUCUCAUGGGUGAGAUUCCCGAGAGAUCCAUAUUUAGACAGCCGGUUCUAAAAAAACCAUUAGUUCCUUAUUUACACAUUGUUCAAGCUGUACGUAUUGGUGAUUUAUCGAAUUUCCAAGAAGAGAUAGCUAAAUAUGGGGAUGUCUUUCGUAAAGAUAAGAAUUUUACUUUGAUAUUAAGACUCCGACAUAAUGUAAUUAAAACAGGUAUUAGGAUGAUAAGUUUAUCCUAUUCCCGUAUAUCUUUACGUGAUAUUUGUUUAAAGUUACAUCUUGAUAGUGAAAAGGAUGCCGAAUAUAUUGUCUCUAAGGCUAUUCGAGACGGUGUUAUUGACGCAAUUAUAGAUCAUGAGAAAGGAUUCAUGAAAUCCAAGGAAAAUGUUGAUCUUUAUUCAACCAAUGAACCCCAAAAUGCUUUUAAUGCUCGUAUUACAUUUUGUUUAAAUCUUCAUAAUGAAUCAGUAAAAGCCAUGAGGUUUCCACUUAAUGCUCAUCGUAAAGAAUUAGCUUCUGCUGAAGCACUUC
Funneliformis mosseae is the source of this 796-nucleotide messenger RNA. The record is from the annotation of a GenBank genome assembly. NCBI's taxonomy places the organism in Eukaryota, Fungi, Glomeromycota, Glomeromycetes, Glomerales, Glomeraceae.